Bactrocera neohumeralis is the source of this 7883-nucleotide messenger RNA. Its product is annotated as pneumococcal serine-rich repeat protein. The transcript is spliced from 14 exons. NCBI's taxonomy places the organism in Eukaryota, Metazoa, Arthropoda, Insecta, Diptera, Tephritidae. Bases 1138 to 7869 code for a protein of 2243 amino acids. The record is from RefSeq and is a predicted model, not a curated record.
ACAGCGACGGUUCGGUAUCGCAGUUAAACGACGAAAAAUCAAGUAAAAAUCCAAAUAGCAAAUAUCAAGUAGAAAAACUUGGCGAAGGUGCAACGAAAACGGUGAAACAAGUUUUUUAUUUCGCUACUAUAUAACAAUACAACAGCAGCAACUUGACUUAUUCGAAUAUAAGAAUUAUAUAUGUACAUAAAGCCAAUAGGUACGACAAAGUACGUGAAAAUAAUUUUGCGACAAAGUAAUUUUACUUUAAGGAAAAGUGCAUAAAUAAACGUGUUUCACGAAAAAAUAACUGAAAAAAUAGCUAGAAAUUAUUGCAAUUUCUGCAAAUUGAAGUGAUCGCCGAAGUAUAUUUGAGUUUAAAUCAAAACACUGAAUCUGAGAAAUAAAAUAUUAACUAAGUGAAAAAAGUUAAACUCUUCUAUAUACAAAAAAUUAUCCGUCAGUGAAGUGACUUUGUGUGCGAGUGACGCCAUUAUUUGUUGUUACAUUUGUGUCUGCGUACUUGAAUAAGGCACUGGGUGAAAACAAAUACAGCAGAGAACCAGUUAAAACAACCACGCAGAUUGCAGGAAGGAAUACUUGUUAAAAGAACAAAUUUUGUUGAAACAUUGAAAGAGCUUCUCUAUAGAAAAGCAAAACGCUAGUAAAAAUUAGAGCGUGAACUGGACAGUCACCACUAUCUCUUUCAACGCUUACGCACACACAUAAAUCUACAUAUAAGCAUUACGCGCCGAGCUGGCAGUUCAUGCGCCAGCAGUUACGGUAGCCGCGAACGUAGCAAACGUAAAUAAAUGCAAUGCGCGUGUAGCGUAAAUUAUUAUUAUGAUAAUAAAUUAAACUUGCCAUUAAUUUAGAAGCGAACGAAGAAGCUGCCAAAGAGAUAGAAUCGCAAAAGCGGCGGCGCAAGCAAGCCAGCAAGCAGGAAACGUAAACGUAGUGGAAAGAAGUAGCCAAACAGCAUAAAGCGUAACAAGCGAAUAAAGUCGUACAACAACAACAAUAUAAUAAUAAUAAAAUUACAACAACAAACAAACGCACAGCGCAUAACAAAGCAACGCAUUGCACGUAGCAUGCGUUGCACGCACACACACACAGAGACACGCGCUGAAUUGUAAUUGCAAACUGAGUUAAAAUAAAAUGGAAGUAGCAACAACAAAUACGCAUCAUCACAACCAUCAUCAUCAUCAUCAGCAGCAUCAACAUCUCGGCCAUCAACUACAUCAUCCAGCGCAUCGCUUGCCAAUGGCCAAAGCGCAACCACAACAACAACAGAACAGCCUCAUAGUGAGCAGCGCUUUGAGCGCCGCCAGCGACAGCGCGACGCGCAAUGGCAAUAGCGGUGGCUCGCCGCGCUCGCCGUUCCAGCGCGAGGUGCGCGAAUGGCAGCGCAUCGAUCCAGAUACGGGCGCUUUGCUGAGCGGCCGUUUAGAGGCCGAUCGUUGGAUUAAUGGGCCGUUGAAUAGUUACGGAAAGAUAUCCGAUUCCCAAAACAUCUCACAGCCGAAUGGCACUCAACACACACAGCGCAAACAGCUCGAAGUGCUGCAGAAGCGCACCGCUAACGGUGCCGUACAAGUUAUACGCGCACAAACCGUACAAACAUCCUCAUCCCGCUCAUGGUCCUCGUCCAAUUCCAAUUCCGCCUCGACAUCUGCCUCCGCCUCCGCCUCAGCAUCGCCCAUUUGCAUGCAAACUAAUGCUAUUGGCGGUCGUAGCAUAUUGCACAAUCACAACAACAGCACAAAUAAUCACACCAACAACAACAACAGCAUUAAUAGCAGCAGCAAACAUUUUCAUAGCACAUUGCAACAGCAUUUAGCUGAGGCAAACACUCAUUGGCUGCAACUAUCGCCGCCAACGAUUGCCGCCACUGUGGACAUCAGCGAAGUCAGCACGGAUGAUGAUCUCGAUAAGGCAGCUGCAACAAUUGCCGAAACACAGUACAUUGUUGACGAUGGCGAGAUCGAUGAUGACGCUGCCGGUGAUGGCAAUGGCGAUAGCGUUGGUGGUGGUGGUGGUGGUGGCGUUGACGUCGACGCUGUGCCAUGCAAUUAUUCAAUUAGUCGCAGUGGCAGCGCGGGCAGUGGUAGCGGCGGCAGCAAAGGUCACGCUCUGUCAUCAUCGGCCGCAUCGUCGUCAUCCACAUUGCAUUCGCAGUCGUCAGGGUUGCUGGUGCCCGAUACGGCGCCAAGCUUGAAAUUGAGUAAUCUCAUGAAAAGCAGCAGCGGCGGCAGCAGCAGCAGCAACAACUCCACAAAACUGAACACCCACAAGAGUGCGGUCGGUAAGGUGAGCCUACAUGCAAUUGUUGGCGGCGGUGGUGGCGGUGCUGCUGUCGGCGAUAGCAACAAUAACAACAAAACCAACAACAGCGGUCGCGUCAACAAUGACUUAACAGAGUCACCAAAAAGCACAGCAACAACAACGAAAAGUUCAAGCGAAGCAUUGAGUGGUACAAAAACGUGGCAGUCACAGCCGCAGCCGCAGCAGCAGCGUAGUAACGCUCGUCAUUUGGAACAAGCUACUCUAUAUGGCCAAAACAGCAAUUCAUCCAAAACGCGUGUAGGCGUCGCUGAUUGCGAUGAUUGUUAUGCGGUUGUGGCUGACGCAGAUGAGCCGCAGCCGCGCUACCACCAACACCACCUUCAAACGCAGCAGCAGCUACGUAGACAACAACAGCAAAGCGGUGGUUUGCUAAGUGAAACGGCAACACCAACGCGUCGACGUGACUUGGAAAGUUUCCGGCUUUACGGUGACUCGACCGCAGCGUCGGCAAUAAGCGCGUCAGCGACGGCAGGCGCGGCAACGGCGGAUGACAACGCCAAAGCCGAUGAUUUACGCUUAUCCACGCGUCAGUUGCGUCGUCAGCAGCAACCAUUUGGUCAGCUGUCCAGCAACGCCUUGCUACAACGUUCCCAUUCCAUUUCUACGGACGACCUCAGCAACGAGUGGGAGACCAACGAAGCGGUCGCCGAGUCGAAUGAGUGGCGACGUGUCAGCAAGUUGCGACGCUCCUUUCAAUCAUCCUCUACACCGAACAACGGCGCCAAUAGUAACAAAGAUUCAGCUGCACAAGAGCCGACGAGCUCUAUACGCCGUCCCUACGAUCUACCCGCCAGUACGGUGAGCGUUUCACGUAUACGCGCCGAACUCGAAAGCGGACGACGUUUAACAACAGCUAUGCGUAAUAAUCAUGUGGAUCUGGCGGCACUAGAGAGUAUAUUGCAUGGACCGGAAAAAUCGACAGACGCCAGUAAACGCAAUACGCUGCUUACCGCCGAGUCAUUGAAAGAGAUACGUGGACGUCUAAAGAAAUUAUCGGAUGAGUCAUUGUAUAAGGACGACUUUAUAGCAUAUCAACAACCGCCGUCAGCCGAUGAACACAUUGAAGUGCAACAGAGCGUGCGUCGCAAGUUGUCCACACCACGUUUGCGUCAAUUGACGCCGGAAGAGUCGCUCGAGAUUUCAACGCCAACACAGCAACCGUCGUCGGCCUUCAAAGUUGUGGGCGCAACGCACAAAGCAAACGACAACAACGAAACUUUAAAAAACUUAAACCAAAAACACACCUCAAACAGUUUGGAGUCUCGUCAAAAGGCUACCAGAGAUACCAGUUCCACAGAGUGGCAUUCGCGUCGCAAAUCGUAUGGUUUCGAGAAGAUGUCGCCACCGGACAGCAAGACCAUGUAUCGCAUGGACGCAUCCACUGAUAGCGGACUUGGGCGUUCCGGCGAACUGGGCAAUUGGUCACCCACGGAAGCAGCAGCGUCCACAGCAGCACGCGCCACAGUCAUACACUUCGGUGAACCCGCCAAAACAGUCACGUCAGCACAUUAUCGCGCUGGUAAGUCGCCGGUGCGUCGCACACCAGACGAGGAUUUGCUCAAACGUCACUCGAUCGCUGUCGAUGAGAGUCAAUAUGUGCGCGAUAACUUGCGUAAAACCUCACAGGUGCAUUUGAAUGGUUUCUACGAGCCCGCUGAGCCGGCUGCCAAAACCACACUGCAGCUAAGUCGUUUUGAAGACAAUGUUGCGGAGUGCAAUCAAGGUUUGAGCACCGGCUCCACACUCUUCCAGCGCACACAGAAUGCACAGAAACGUGUCGAAUUUUGCAAAACCGAGGUACAUUUCGCCGCCGAAUCGGGACGUGUCAAUAUCGUCGAAACCGAUGGUAAACCGCCACCAACCAAUAAUUUCCGCCGGCGUCGUCGCACCACAAGUGGCCCACUACAAACGCUUACCAAAACCGCCAGCACAGCGGCGACAACUACAACAGCAGUGAGCACAGCAGCAGCCACAGCCACAACCGCUAGUAAUGUUACACAUUUCGGUGAUGAUCAUCAGCAGCGGCAUCGUACAAUUGCCACAUCGGUGGUGGCGUAUAAAGCAUCACUAAUGGAACCACCAACUGUGCUCAAUGACGCACAAGCGAUGCCGGCCACAACUAGUGUAACAGUAUCGGUGCAAAAGCUAAGCGAUUCGCAGCACGCGGAGGGUUCGCGUGGCAGCUACGCCUCAACCACCAGUGGUGUGGAUACGACCGACAAUGAAAAUGACGAAAUCGCCGCUAUACGUGGCAUACUCAAGAAUAAACCGAUAAAACCGAAACCUUAUCAUUUGGGUGAGAACAUCGACAGCGCAGAUGCCUUGUGGGGUAUACAGCUGAAGCCUGUGUCAGGUGGCGGUAGCAGCGCCGUCGGCGUACGCGAAAAAGAAGACUCACCCACUGCUGCGCUAAAUAAAUCCGUUGCGGAGCGCGUACGCAUUGUGGAGAAACGUCACGAGCAUAGCGCUCCCAAUGGCUACUCUACAAAGAUCAAUUUGAGUCUGGACGAGCCAGCAGCGGUACGCGAUUGGCCCAGCGCAGGUGCUCCCAAGCUAAUGACAAACACUGACAGCCAAUCCAUAACCAACAACACAAAUCGACGUCCCAGCGCACAAGAGCUCAUACUACAAGAUCUGCGCGAACAUCAACGCAUGCUCGACGAGGGACUCAAGUCCACAUCGCUCAUCAUCAAAACAAUGCGUUCGGCAAAUGAGUUUGACGAAGCUAUGCGACGCUUAAGCAUCGCUUCAAUGGAGUCGACUACAAUGCCACCAAUUGUUGUGCCCACACCAAUGUUGCGUUCGAAUAGCUAUCAAGAGACUGUACGUCGUUAUUCCAACACCUCCUUGGAGAGCACAGAACGCGAGUUAACUACACAAACCGUAGUUAAUACGAGUAGUAGUGCUGCGUCAUUAGCAGCGGCCACAAUUAGUCGUAGAUUGUCGUUCGAAAGUCAAAGUGCCUUCGUGACACCGUUAAGUCUGCCACCUGCACCGCUAGUGGCACCACGACUGAAACUGCUCGGCAGCACUGAGGUAACUGUAAGUCAGCAACUGUCACAGUUACGACGCAUGUAUGAUAUUGCAACACAAAAUGCAAACGAUGAAGAUACCGCGGACAGCGCAGACGAAGAGGUAAAGAGCUACUUUUGUCCGCGUGAGCAGACGGAACAAAGCGAUAGUGGUGGCGGUACAUUGGAGAGUUCGUCGCAGGAAGAUGAGCGGGCUGUUGAAUACUCUAGCGGUAGUUGGAGUCGCAUGAAGGCGAAGCGCACGAUUUGGAAAAUUGAGGCGGAAGAACGCAAAGCGGUGCCAGCCGUGUUGGAUAAAGCAGAUCUACCUAAAUCCAAUAUCAUGAGCAUAGAACUACAUUCACCCCAAACCUCGUUGGAUAAACGGGAUUCUUUCAAACGCAACCAAACGCCGCCGGUGGCCAAACCAAGAACUGUGAGCAAUGCAGUCAGUGCCAACGAGCAUCCACAGAUACACGUGGCCACAACCGUUAAGCAAACAGCUGAUCGUUUCACUACAGCCGAACAGCAACGCGAGUCGCUGAAAAUUGUCAAAGAAGCACGUGGUGCACGUAAAUUACGCGAACAUGAACUCUCAUACUUUGGCGUGCCGCACGCCCAUAAACACGACGACAACGAAACCAAACCGAAACUGCUGCCGAAUGGCAACUCAAAUACGAUGAGUAUGUCAAAGCGUACGCUACCGUCACGUCAACGUUUAACUGUUAUUGGUAACGAUGAUACGAAAUCGAUGCGCCGACAUGAAGCUAAUCAUACAGAUAGAACAACGACAAAUACAGUUAGUGAAACAACAGAUGCUCAAACGAAAGCACAAACGGCCACAAAAUGGCAACUGUUGAAUGACAAACCCGAUCUAUUACGACACAGUCCGAUUGCUGUGGAACCACAAUUGACACGACGUACAGCAGAUGUGCAGCAACGUGAACGUAAUAGCACAUCCGUGGAACGUAACAAACGUAUGAGCACGAAAGAGUUGCAUUUAGAGGAUGAGCUCAAUGAUGUUAAUGAAGCUGAUGAUCCCGAUGAACAUUUUUAUGAGAAUAUAACGAAUGAAAUAACACCCGUCUUCAAGGUGAAAUCACCACAACCGUACGAUCGGAAAAUGGAUGUGGAACGAGACGCAUAUAUAUUGAACGAGAUGAAUGAGAAUGCCGAUCUGACUAUGAAGGCGCUCUCCGAUGAGGCCGCCCAUAAAGAUCGACGACGACGACGAUCUUCGCUCCAUAGACGCGACUCCAAACCACUCGAAACCAUCGAAGAGAAAAUGCACACACAAAAAACCAGCGACUCAUUUAUUGCUGUGAAAAUGUCACGUGGCACCUUAGCCUCCGAAGCAAAGCGUCACGCACGUAACGAUAAAAACACACGAGUACGUACUUCAUCACAAUCGUCGGUAGAAAGUUGUCCACGUGCACGUUCACGUUCACUCUCCAGCGAACGUGAGUACGAAAACAUACGUACACCGAAAACGACACGUACACCCUCCAGCGCCGCAACGAAAACACAAUCGAAGACUACUAGCAAACAGCAACAUCGCUCCAGUUCACGCGAGUCGCAACGCUCUGCGCGCUUGCCAUAUUCAUCGGGCGAUGAGGUAAAUCCACGCGAGGAACAACGCGUGCGCAUGAAGAGUAAACGUAGCAGCAAUACAACGAGCGGCACAACGGGUCGUGGUAGUGCUGAACGACGCAGCAGCAAUAGUACUAAAAAGGAUACGGAAAAGCACGGUCAUCACUCAACAACAACAAGCAGCAGAGAUGUUGAGCAGCGACGGCGCGCGGCCAGCAGCACUACGCAUGCCUCUCAGCGAGAGGAACGCGCUGAGUGCGUGACUGUGCCGCCACAACAGCGCACCGCUAGCAGUGGACGCAGCAGCAGCAGCAAGCGCCGUGACGAUCAUGCGACAAGCAACACCGCCACCAGCGGUAGCAGCAGCGGACGUCACUCCAGCUCACGUACAGCCACGGAGAAAUCACGCAGCAGCGCUAACGCCGGUGUGCGUCUGUUGCGUUCGUUACGCGUCGGACGCAGCACAGAUGAUGCGAAAGUGUCGAGCACGGAGCAUCGCGCGUCAGGACAUCGUUCGACCAGCGAGCGUGAGCGUGAGAAGGCACAUGAGAAAGAGCGCGAAAAGGAGUCGCAGUCCAAAUCGCGAGGUCACUCAACGAGCAAAACCCAGCACCACAGCAGCAGUAGUGAGCACCACCAACGUGUUGCGGACACUAACACACACCAUUUAGCCGCACAUAGCGGUAGUAUGUCCAGUAAAACACGCGAACACAAGAAAUCAGCUUUAACUGCCGUUGAGAAGCAGCACGAACGAGCCACAACACCAACACAUAGUAAAAGCUCGCAAGUUAUAAAUGGACGACAUACUGGACAGCAUGAUGGCCACCGCAAACACAACGAUCAGCGACGAGUAUUACACACACGACCACAACAAAAUGAGACGACGUCAACGACGACGACGCAUAGAAAGCGUAGCGAGCACAGCGCAAGGGAACGCAAAUGAAGCGAAAAAAAUAA